Messenger RNA from Priapulus caudatus, 1332 nucleotides. RefSeq lists its product as uncharacterized. The record is from RefSeq and is a predicted model, not a curated record. The transcript has 2 exons. Lineage: Eukaryota; Metazoa; Priapulida; Priapulimorpha; Priapulimorphida; Priapulidae. Bases 273 to 1223 code for a protein of 316 amino acids.
AGAUCCUCAAGUGCGCCCACUACAAGAAAACUCGUCGUGCACACAUCCACACUUAUAUGGCUCUAUAUGAACUUGUCCUGGAACAGUUCUUCACAGAGAAGCCCAACCUUAAAGCCAUUUGCGUAGAACCAGCAGAUAAGGUCCAGGAAGCUUGAGCAAAAUCAGCAGUUGACAGAAGCUCAAAUCCAGAAAGCGUGACAAGGACCAAUGACGAUCUACUACAACCCAUUCAACAGCUGAAAAUGUGAGAAGCGCAGAAAUCCUCAAAUGCAAUGUUCAACUUUUUGAUGAACUACAUCCACCGGAUUGAACCCAUCUUGCACUUUGAUGAGGCAUCCAGGAAUUCCGAUCUCGUUCUCCACCUUCAAGCUGGGGAGGCACUAAGCAAGUUAUUCUUCGCCAUGGAUCGAAUAAAAUACAAGCGCCUCUGGCCACGUUACAUCGCAGACAUGCAUGAGUUGAGGACAAGCCAUCCAGAAACCUGGCGUGAACUUCAAUACGGAAACUUAUCUGUGACCAAGAGUACGAUUCCAUUUGUCUCGAUUGGAGCAGAUCACGCAUGUGAACAACUCAACAGGAUGAUGAAGAUACAUUCUGGGUUAAUUGACAUUCCCAAUAAUGCCAACGCUCGUCAACGGUUCUUCUUGGCCACUCCUGAGAUGUCACGUCUUUCAGCUGAAUUCAAUGGCCAAUUCAAUCUUGCUGUAAACAAGCCACAAGAGCAUCAUCAUGUUCAACCAAGUGCUGUGAGGAAAGCGCAUGACAACGUUGAUCGCAUAAAGGCUGCCAUACUGAGUCACGGCAAUCCCUUUGCUGCUGAAGGUGACCAGCUCUACAACUUCAUCACACAUACAUAUGUCCCACAAGAGAGUGUCUCACAGAUCCUGAAUAUCGACGACACUGGGCAGAAGCUGUAUGUGGAUUACGUUGCAGAACGCAUGAAUGGAGAUGUCAGCCUCUGGGCACCAGUCAAGAAGCAGAACAACAGGCUGUACAUGUCAGGAAACAAGAAGCAAACGGUAAAGAUCCGUGACCAGUCAGUAGAUCUGAAAGAAACAAAAGAUCUGUACGGUCGGUUGAUGGUACUAGCCAGAUCAAGCCGUGACAUCGAUCAGAAGCAUGCGAUUGGGAACUACGAAUUCACUCUUACCACCAGAGCACUGUUUGCACCCGACGGUUCGAUCCUACCAUGUACUGACAAGUCAAAUCUUAUCCAUGCAUAGCCUUGACAACUUUGGUAAAACGACAGAAACUCAUGCUGAUGCACAAGCAGCAGAAGCAUCAGAACAGGCUAAUGAUAUUGCUAAUACAGGAACGCCAUCUACAUCACCA